This is a messenger RNA of Lagopus muta (rock ptarmigan), 7207 nucleotides long. RefSeq names its product putative N-acetylated-alpha-linked acidic dipeptidase. Bases 39 to 2294 code for a protein of 751 amino acids. Lineage: Eukaryota; Metazoa; Chordata; Aves; Galliformes; Phasianidae. The transcript is spliced from 19 exons. Gene Ontology annotation, molecular function: carboxypeptidase activity. The record is from RefSeq and is a predicted model, not a curated record.
CAUGGCGGGGGCGCUUCGGCCGGGAGCAGCGGGCGGGCAUGUGGACGUCGCUGGGCGCCGUUACGGAGCCGGUCGGCCCCAGGGCAGCGAGCGGCCGCUUCUGGGCCGUCACCCUGGGGGCAGCGGUUGGGCUUUUCCUCCUCGGGUUCCUCAUCGGCUGGUUUGCAAAACCUGUAGAAGAGAAGACACCUUUAAGACCUCAUGUGGAGAUGAAGGCGGCAUUUAUGGCUGAGAUGAAAGCUGAAAACAUCAAGCACUUUCUUUUCAAUUUUACACAGCGUCCUCACCUUGCAGGAACAAAGGAGAAUCUCCAUCUGGCUCAGCAGGUUCAAGCUGACUGGAAGGAGUUUGGUUUGGAUUCUGUUCAGUUGGUUCAUUAUGAUGUCCUGCUCUCUUAUCCUGAUGAAAAUAAACCAAAUUACAUCUCAAUAAUUGAUGAGCGUGGAAAUGAGGUGUUCAACACAUCAUUGUCAGAGCCGCCUCCUGCAGGGUAUGAGGCAGUAGGAGAUGUGGUGCCACCCUACAGUGCAUUUUCAGCCCAAGGAAUGCCUGAGGGUGAGUUAGUGUAUGUCAAUUAUGGCCGCACCGAGGACUUCUUUAAGCUAGAACGUGAAAUGGGAAUUAACUGUACAGGAAAGAUUGUUAUUGCCAGAUAUGGGAAGAUCUUCAGAGGAAAUAAGGUGAAAAAUGCUGAGCUGGCAGGUGCCAAGGGAAUUAUUCUUUACUCGGACCCUGCUGACUACUGUGCUCCAGGAGUAGAUCCGUAUCCAAAUGGCUGGAACCUUCCAGGUGGAGGAGCUCAGCGUGGAAAUGUAUUAAACCUGAACGGUGCAGGAGAUCCUCUGACCCCAGGCUAUCCUGCAAAAGAAUACACCUACCGCUUAGACAAAGCCAGUGCUGUAGGUCUCCCAAAAAUUCCAGUUCAUCCCAUUGGCUACCAUGAUGCUGAGUCAUUACUGAGUAAUAUGGGAGGAUCUGCAGCACCGCAUAGUAGCUGGAAAGGAAAUUUGAAUGUGUCUUACAAUGUUGGUCCUGGUUUCACAACAAAUUAUUCUACAAGAAAGGUAAAAAUGCACAUUCAUAGCAACAACAAAAUAACAAGAAUUUACAAUGUGAUUGGUACCAUCAGAGGCACAGUGGAACCAGAUAGAUAUGUCAUCCUGGGAGGCCACCGUGACUCAUGGGUAUUUGGUGGCAUUGAUCCUCAGAGUGGAGCAGCCGUGGUUCAUGAGAUUGUGAGGAGCUUUGGAAAACUGAAAAAAGAAGGAUGGAGGCCACGGAGAACAGUGAUAUUUGCAAGCUGGGAUGCAGAGGAGUUUGGCUUGUUAGGAUCAACAGAGUGGGCUGAGGAAAAUGCCAAACUGUUGCAGUCCCGAGGAGUGGCUUAUAUCAAUGCAGAUUCUUCCAUUGAAGGAAACUAUACGCUAAGAGUGGAUUGCACACCACUGAUGUACAAACUGGUGUACAGUGUGACCAAAGAGAUACCAAGUCCUGAUGAAGGGUUUGAAGGAAAAUCUCUUUAUGAGAGCUGGUAUAAAAAAAAUCCAUCAACAGAAUAUAAAGAGGUGCCCAGAAUAAAUAAACUGGGUUCUGGCAAUGACUUUGAGGUCUUUUUUCAACGUCUUGGCAUCGCUUCAGGCAGAGCACGUUACAGUAAAAACUGGAAUGUAGAAAAAUAUAGCAGCUAUCCAGUUUACCACAGUGUGUAUGAAACCUAUGAAAUUGUGGAAAGAUUUUAUGAUCCCUCUUUCAAGAAUCAUCUGACAGUAGCUCAGGUACGGGGAGGGUUGGUGUUUGAAUUGGCCAAUUCUAUUCUACUUCCUUUUGACUGUAGAGAUUAUGCAUCAGCUCUGAGCAGCUAUGCUCAUGUCAUCUAUAACAUGUCAAGGAAUCAUGAGGAAGAACUGGCAGCAUACAAUGUAUCCUUUGAUGCUCUCUUUUCAGCUGUGAAGAAUUUUACAGAAGUUGCUGAUAGCUUUCAUGAUAGACUGCAACAAAUAGAUAUCAACAACCUGCUUGCUGUUAGAUCGUUAAAUGAUCAAGUCAUGUUUCUAGAAAGGGCUUUCAUCGAUCCACUUGGUUUACCUGGAAGGCCAUUUUACAGACAUGUUAUCUUUGCUCCAAGCAGCCAUAACAAGUAUGCAGGAGAAUCAUUCCCAGGGAUCUAUGAUGCCAUGUUUGACAUUGAAAACAAAGCUGAUCAAGAUGAAGCCUGGAAAGAAGUUAAGAGGCAGAUCUCCAUUGCAGCCUUCACUGUACAGGCAGCAGCAGGAACACUCAAAGAAGUAGCAUAAAUAUCUGCAUUAUCAUCAAUGAAGACCAUGUUUAACAGUGUGCAGAAGCCUCAAAACCAGAACAUUUGAAAACACCAAGACAAUUACUAGAAGUGCCACAAAACCCAAACAGUCUUGUUCUUUCUAAUUAUUAUAACCAAGUGGAAUGCACUUAGCAGUGUUAACAAGGUAAUGAUGUAUUAUAUAAAUUCUGGAUAAUGGAUGCAUUAUAUAAAUUCUGAAGUGAAAGUCUGCAUUAAAAAACACAUAUUUUCUCUGCUUCAUAUUUUAAGAAUCUCUAGCAAGGGAUUUAUUUUCAGAGCUUUCAAUUCUGCUUGCUUAAUUUUGUAUCUUUGUAUUUUUUACCUUUGAGUUGCAGAUUUGUACUCUGUGACCAUCUUCUCACUUUCCUUUUACAUGAAGAUUCACAUAGAAAGAUGGGAAAACUGUCCCAUACUGUGUGAAGAAUGUAUUAGGAUCGUAACAAAUUUUGAGCUGCCAGCCCAAAAUGCUCAUACCUAUGUUGUAUUAUCUUGGCCAUAUCAUAGCAUUCUUAAUAUUAAGACAAUUCAUCAUGUCUCUUGUGUGAAAGUUUACUAAAUUAUGAAAACCACCGCAGAACCUGUAUUUCUGAUUUUGGCAUGCAGCUUACUCUUACACCAAGCUGCUGAAGGGACAACUGAAAUCGGAUGGAGAAGACUCAGAAAACCAGGUCAAUUCAUCUGACAGUCUGCCACUGCAGGAAUUCAAUAAUAUUUCUGUGAAAUUUGAUUUGUUAUUUCAUCUGAGUCCUCCACCAUUUCGUAGAAGAUUCAUCUGUCAUCUGGUGGAUUUCAGUGUAGUGAUUUUUUAUUUUCCAUAACAAUUAAUUUAUUCUUAACAAUUCUUCUCACAUUAAAAACCUUUGUUGUUAGAUCAUUUUACAUGGCAGCUACUCUUUCUCAAAAUAAUUCAGUUUAUCAGGUAAUGGGAAGUGCUCUUGCAGCCACAGUUGUUACCCAGUUGUUUACACAUUUCUAUGGAAUUGAUUAAGGCUGGAAUAAAAGCAUGAAGACACGUUCUCCAAAAUCAAGUUGUGUGGAUGGGAGGCAAUGCUGUCUUAGUUUUAUCACUGCUGUCUGCUCCACUGCUCCUUUUGUCAGUGAAGCAAUGGAUCAUGAUGUUCUAUGGUCCAAUUCUUGCAAAAUUAGUGAGGCUAGUUUAGGUUAUCAGUUAAGUUAACCUAUAGGAUUUUGUGUUUAAAGAUCUCUUCUCUUCUCUUCUCUUCUCUUCUCUUCUCUUCUCUUCUCUUCUCUUCUCUUCUCUUCUCUUCUCUUCUCUUCUCUUCUCUUCUCUUCUCUUCUCUUCUCUUCUCUUCUCUUCUCCCCUCCCCUCCCCUCCCCUCCCCUCCCCUCCCCUCCCCUCUCCCCUCAUUUUAUUCUAUUCAAUUCUGGAUUAUGAGUUACAAUGAAUGAGCAAAAAAUGAAAGAACAGUUUUGUGUGCACUGAGAAAUGGCAUUUCACAUUACUCAUUUACUAGGAGGACAGUAAGAAGCACAGGUCAUGUGACAUUUAUGAAUGAAGUCAAGGCAACUGGCACAUGCCAGCAAAUGAAGCAUUCAGUUCCUAUCAGCCUAGUGGCAAAACAACGGUUAAAUAAACAAUAAAUAAGCAUUCUGAGCCCUGCUUGUUAAUAUGUUCUUGAGAACUUUGUAACUUUACUGACAAAUAUUUCCAGUUCAGUGAUUCUUAGAGCUCAGAAAACAGCCUGAACCAGCCACAUGCACAAGGAGAUACAUCUUAUGAGCAGGUCUCCUAAGACACACUGUGAGAAACCAGAUUGAGGAACAGAUAGUUUUUAAGCAUCUGUUAGAUCUGUCGGUGUAGCUCAGGUGUACAGCUGUUAGCUAACUGAAGCCCUGAGUGUGGAAUCAGGGAGUGGUUGGUGUGUAAAUUGGCUUCAGGUUGAAAUGGAGCCCUGGAGGUCAUCUAGUUCAACCCUGCUGUUGUGGGCAGGAUACUUUUCACUAGAUGGAGCUGCGCAUGGCUCCCUUCCAGCCUGGCCUUCCAGGGAUGGCACAUCCAUAGCUUCUCUGGGCAAUCUUUUCCAGUGCCUCACCACCCUCAUCCUAAAGGAUUCCUCCCUUACAUCUAAUAAAAAAAACAUAAGUCUUUUUUGUUGGACUUCUACAGUGAGUCAAACUUUUAAACAUGCUACUAACAUGCUACAAACAUGCUACUAACAUUCUACAAACAUGCUACUAACUGCUGUUGACCAGAUUAACCAUUUUGACUCUUAAGCUUUGAUAUUAAUCCACAAUAAUUGGCCAAGAAGGACUACUGAGUUAAUUUUUUUACAACUGGUUGUAAAUAGGAAUAAAAAAGAAAAUGAGUUGAAUUUACAGUUAGUAUACUGGUUGUAUAACAUGAGCAAGUUGUUCAUGUAACUACAGAUGUUUUCAGCUAGAGAUGACCAAUAGGGGAAUUGCUUACUGUAACCAAGAGCUUUGUUCUCUAAAUAUGCUGUAAUGACUACUUGGAAGAAAUAACAUCAUACUUCCAGACAGCUCUUUGCAUGGUCCUUGCAAACACUCAUUUUUGAUGUUUACAGCAGACAAAUUCAUUAUGUCAUUGAUUUAAAUGCAGAAGCAGCUGACUUAAAUAGAAGUCAGGAGUUUUAAAAGUGUUAAGUAAGCAGAGGGGGGAACCUCUGGCAUUAUUAAGAGAAACAAAAAAAAAAAAAGUUUUUUUUAUAAAUAAAGUACAUCUUCUCAUAUGUCAUUAAACUGAAUGCUGUAAAGAUUUUCCAAAGAACUCCAUGUGACCAUACUGUGCACUGUAUAGCAAAUGAAAUGAAUGUAUUGGAAAAGUAGAACCUAUACUUGUAUUAAAAUUAAUCCUUGAUGUCAAUGUUCGAGCAGUCCCUGGUAGUCAAGUUCUUUGAGACUGGACCUGUGCUUGUCUCUCUGUAUGUAAGCUGGUUGAAAUUUGCAGCUGGAUCACAGACAGUGGUGUGGUGGAGCAGAGUAGACAACUCUAAACAGCUGCUGUCCGUGUGUGUCAUUCUUUCAUGUGACUCACAGCAGGUCCUGAGGGUAGGGGACUGCAAUGCAUAGAGCAACAUCAUUCAAUCAGAGGAUUGUAGGGUAAUUCAGGCUGGAAGAUACAUCAGAGGACUGUAGUGCAAGUUGCUGUUCAAUGCAGGAUCAGCUCUGAGGGCAGAUCAGGUUGCACAGGGCUUCGUCUAGUCUGGUCUUAAAGAACUCCUAGGACAGAGACUGCAAAACCAGUCUGUGCAGCAUGUACCAGUGCUUCAUUCUGUAAUGAAGAAAAGCUGUUGCUUCAGUUGAUGCCUACUGUUCUUCAUGUUUCUUGAAAGACUUUUUGUAGACACCAUUCGGUUGCUUUCGGUUUAUGCUUAAUGUGCAGUUCUUUACUCUUUCUAUCUCACUUGGUUUAUUCCCCUUGUAGAAGAAAGGCUCAAAGUCUGCAAGCUGAACUUAGCUGCCAGUAAUGUAAACUUUAUCUGGAAUCUGAUUAGGGACUUCUGAAGUUCAAGAUAGCAGUCUCCAACUCAAGGCAUCAAAAUCUGCUGCCCUUUUAAUCUAGCAGUCAGACAGAUUGCAGAGGCCAUGAGAGAGAGAACUCUGGGGAGACUGAGAAACUGGCAGAGUCAGAAGGGAUCUGUUGACUUGAAAUUGCAGUUGAGCAUUCCUUGACUGCUAAAUAAGAUGCUCAGUGAGAUCCAUGCAUUUCUGUUUGGAGCAGCUUCUUCUGCCUCCUCAUAGAUGUGAUUUUCCAUUCCAGGCAUGCUGUAUUUCAGGUCUCAUAUGUCAGGCUCAUUUUUCUCUGGCUUCAGUUAUUCUUAGAUGUUUUAGCAUAGUCAAGACAUGCCAGUACAACUUUGGCUUUGUGAUUUAGUAACAUCUCUUGUGGGCUACUCAGGGCAUGUAUCAGGAAGUAGCAAAUGUGCAGGACACAGGCUGCAUUUCUUAUGCUGCAUACUUUAGAAUUGGUAGUAUGAGCAAGGAAGAGAAAGUAAGGGAAUUAAAGAAAUAGAAAAUGACUGGGAUGAGGGGGACAAGAAAAUGAGCAGCAAAAAAUACUAAAGAGAGCCCCCUCUUCCAGCUUAGGCAACGAGGCGAAUGAAAGUGGGUACAGGAGGCAUCAUUCCCUUUCCCUUCUCUUGAGAAACAGUUCAAGCCACUGCCUCUGCACGCUCUGUAAGAAUCAUCUAUGUUUCUGCACCCUGUUCCCCCUUCCAGAAGGGAAGAUAGCAGCAUCUACAAGUUCUGUGAUCAAGCGUAAACUCCUGUUUCUCCAUCAUGAAUGGAUUUGGCCUUUAGAUGUCAUUCUUCUCAUCUUCCUGCCAAGUGCGUAGAUGGGAUAAUGGGAUAGCUAAUGUAUACUCUUGCAGCAUAUCAGCAAGUGAUUUUAAUUCUAUAUAUAGUAGAUGUGAUCCAGGAGAGAGCCAGCAAAAAAAGUUAGGUAGUAAUGCCACUCCUUGAACUGGCCUCCACAGCACACCAAGAUUAUUGGAGGCACAGAUUCAUACUGUGGUAUGCUUGUAUUUAAAUGAAACAUAAGGUACUCUGCAUGUGGCCAAACCAUGGAGUCUAAGAGCAUACCACAGCUAACAACUAAUAGUAUUAGAACUUUGUCUUAAACUGUAGAAUCCACUGGGUUACUGCUGUAUUAAACACAAGAUGCCUGAUUCAGUCUCUGUAUAUCUGAUAUUGUGAAGAUAUAGAAAGAUACAGAAAUAAAUGUAUUUCGUACUGUCUCAUUGUUACUAUUCUUACCUUCUUCCUCCACUGAUGUUACCAUCAUGUGAGAUCUAAUUUAGGCAUUAAUCCCCAAAAGCCCUUGUCACUUUGCUGUCUAUUAUGUGCCAAUCCCACACCUGUGGUGCUAUAUAAAUGCCAAUAAUACACCGAUAUGCUCAUUUGUUAUAU